AGUCUCAUCAUGUUCGGAGAAUUAAAUUCUUUGACAGAUUUCAGUGAGAAGUCUCCACCAAAGAGAAAGUUUUUGCUGAUAACAGAUUGCCAAAAUGAUGGAAGCUUUCUCAUUCAUCACUUCUUAUCCUUGUACAUUAAAGGAGGUUUCAAAGUACUUUUCAUUGCCUUGGUCCAGUCUUUUUCUCAUUACAGUAAUGUUGCACAGAAAUUGGGUAUAAACCUCAGCAGUAUCUGUGAGAGUGGCCAGGUGACAUAUGUCGAUGGCUUAAGUUGUAUAUCUGAAGCUUUAGCUGAUGAAAGUCAACAAGAUGCCUUCAAAAACUCACAUAGUAGCACAGUAGGAAAUGAAAAUGCAGAUCACAGCAACCCUUUUAAAAAUGUCAGAGCCCCAACAUUUACUCUUCAACCAUUAUACAACAGAAUCAAGUCAUCUUUGGGUACUGAAACAAAGCCCUGUUUGCUGCUGAUUGAUGAUCUAACCGCUCUACUCUCCGUUGGAGUUCCUCUACAGCAAGUUACCAAUUUCAUACACUACUGUGUUACUCUGAUGUGUCACUCUCCAACUGUGUCAGAUGGUUGCCUGGUGACACUUGUACAUAAUGACAAUGAUGUUGAUGAUGAAGAAUCCAAGUUGCUAUGGAAACAGCUAUGCUAUCUUACCAAUAUAGAGUUUCAAGUCAAAGGGCUUAGCAGUGGUUAUUGUAAAGAUGUACAUGGACAGCUAACCAUAAAUAUCAGAGACCAGAGGAACAUUAAACAAAGCUCCAAAGUUGUUCAGUACACGACUCACGACAAAAAUGUCACUUGCUUCGCUCCUGGAAUGUCCAAGGCUGUUCUUUAGAAUAGAAGAGCAGAUGAAUCCUUUCAUUCACACAAGUGAUCAAAAUCUUAACUCUCUUUACGUUUUCAAUACCCUUAAUUUCACUUCAAUAGAAUUUUGAGCUGAACAAUGAGGAAUAUGAGUUAAGACAGCGAAAGAGUGUCCGAUGUAAUACGAAGUACCUGGAACAAGCGAAG
Messenger RNA from Pocillopora verrucosa, 1019 nucleotides. RefSeq names its product elongator complex protein 6. Lineage: Eukaryota; Metazoa; Cnidaria; Anthozoa; Scleractinia; Pocilloporidae. Gene Ontology annotation, biological process: tRNA wobble uridine modification. The record is from RefSeq and is a predicted model, not a curated record. Gene Ontology annotation, cellular component: elongator holoenzyme complex.